CCCCAUAUACAGUGUGAAUCACCAGCGUUGCCAGCACGGAAUUGCGUCAUUUUUAGCGAUAAGUUUUGCGGCAUUCGAUGAAAUUCAGUCUAUUGGGAGUGCUCAAGGGAAUAGCAUCUGUGACUACUUUUGUUCUCAUACUCGCAAUAUCCAGUACAAUGGCCGAUCCAGUCCCAGUGUCCAAGGGCUUCUCGAAGUUCGCCAUUCAGCUGUACCAGGAAUGUGUAGCUGAGAAGGGUGGGAAUGUCAUCAUCUCCCCGUUCUCCGUCCAGUCGGCAGUCUCUCUGGCUCUGAUGGGAGCCACCGGCGACACUGCCCGCGAGAUGGCCACGACAAUGGGCUAUGCAAGUGCAGACAAGAAUGCCAUUGCGGACAAUUUCGCCAGCCUGCUCACGACGUACAAGGACAGUCCUCUGCUGAAGAUUGCCAACAAGGUGUAUGUCAUGAACAAAUACCAUGUCAAGGCGCAGUUCAAUGAAUUGGCCACCAAGAAGUUCAACUCUGAGGCUCAAAGUCUGGACUUUGCUGAUAAUGUCAACUCGGCAAAGACCAUCAACACCUGGGUUGAAGACAAGACGAAUAAUAAGAUCAAGGAUCUGGUUCCCAGUGACGCUCUCAACUCGGACACGAGGUUGGUCCUGGUCAAUGCCAUCUACUUCAAGGGAUUGUGGGAGAACAAGUUCAAGCCUGAGAACACCAAGAAGUUGCCUUUCUGGACCACCAAGGACAACUCUGUUGAUGUCGAUAUGAUGAACACGAAGGCUGACUUCAAAUAUGGAGUCUUUGACGAUUUGGACGCUGUGGCCUUGGAGAUGCCUUACAAAGACUCCGAUCUGUCCAUGUUGAUCAUUCUGCCGAACCAGCGCGAUGGCCUGCCAAACCUGGAGAAGGCUCUCAGCGGCAAGGAUCUGUCUGAGAUCACGAGCCAAAUGUACAAGACUGAAGUCAUUGUGCAUCUGCCCAAAUUCAAAAUCGAAUAUGACAUUGAGCUGAACAAAGUUCUCUCCAAGAUGGGCAUGGCCAGAAUGUUCAGCGAUGCUGCUGAGUUUGGAGACUUGCUGGAGGAGGCUGAUCCACUCAAGGUGUCCAAGGUGCUCCACAAGGCAUUCAUUGAGGUGAACGAGGAAGGUGCCGAAGCAGCUGCAGCUACUGGAUUUGUGAUACACUCAAGAACAGCACACGUGGCUCUGUUUCAAAAGAGAUUCAAUGCUGAUCAUCCAUUCUUCUUUUCAAUUACUUCAAAAUCAAGUGGUCCAGUUUUCAGUGGAAGCCUUCGAAAUUUCUAAUACUAACAAUGUGCCAUAAUACAGCAUACUCUGUUAGAAAUACUCAACUUCCCAGAAAAAUCUUUUGUUUAAAUUUUGUACAAAAAGUAGUAAUUUUCUUGAGAUGUUUGCUUCUUAAGUCAAUUUAGUAGAGAAUAUAUUAUGGUUGUGGAAUCAAAACAUAAAAUGUUCUCGUCGACAUUUCGUAGUGGAUAAAUCAUAUUCGUCAAUUAUAACACUACGCCUUUACGAAGAAGAGUUUCGGUGCGAAUUAGACCGUGGUAAAAAUUUUCUUAUAGUGUUCAUAUAUACUAAAGUACAUAAAUUUACUUUUUUACACUCGACAAAAUAUGAAAAUAGAUUUACGACAAAUUACAAUGGAUUAUUCUUGAAAUUAUAAAUUUACCUAGACUUCUAAUGGAAGUAAAUUGAAAAUAAAUUACUUGUUGAUGAA
Messenger RNA from Phlebotomus argentipes, 1719 nucleotides. RefSeq names its product serine protease inhibitor 42Dd-like. Lineage: Eukaryota; Metazoa; Arthropoda; Insecta; Diptera; Psychodidae. The coding region runs from base 78 to 1286 and encodes 402 amino acids. Gene Ontology annotation, molecular function: serine-type endopeptidase inhibitor activity. The transcript has 4 exons. The record is from RefSeq and is a predicted model, not a curated record.